AUCGUCAGAUGACGUAUACAAAGGCGUCGUCACGGCCUGUGCCCUAACAGGUCCUGAAGGCUGCGCGUUCGCAUCCGCCGGAGAUGUCCAUGACCGUGUUCAAGCUAUGCUCAAGGCGGCGCAUGAUGCUCAAGGCGACACAUGAUGCUCAAAGUGCUAACGCGUCCGUUCGUCAGACGUCAGGACAAAUGAACACUUAAGCCUUCUAGCCCAACAUGUACACUAUGACCACGUGGCCUAAGUACAUGAACGUCAUCCAUCCCCAGGCGGAGCAAUUCGUGCUUUCCGAAUCUCAGAGUAUCCCUACUUCCACGAAGCAGUCAGGGACGUUUAGCGUUUUCAAGCGAGUCAAGGAACGUCACAUACACCACGCAAGCAAUCAUGUGCAGUGACGCCGCCGACGCGACCGCCAACGAUACCAUGCAGAACGUGCUCAAGAUUAUUGUCUCGACGUCGCAGAACGAAUCUCAUAUGUACGCUGCGCAGUGGCCUGCAACCACAUUCGCUUGCUCCUUCUGGCCAGGGCGCGCUGUCGAGCGAUGCACAGGCCCUUUCAACAAGACCCUUGCCAACAGCAUUCUCGUGAUCGGAAACACGUACGACCCGGCAAUCCCUUUCCACGGCGCGAAGACAGUGGCAGACGGUGUUGGAGACCAGGCAGCUCUAUUUAGAUUAGACUUUAUCGGCCACACCUCUCAAACUGCCCCUGGCGGAUCUUCCUGUCUCAAUGACGACAUUCUGGCGUAUUCCACUAGCAGCACGGUAAGCAUCACCCUCGAGCUCCCUUAG
Messenger RNA from Dichomitus squalens LYAD-421 SS1, 789 nucleotides. RefSeq lists its product as uncharacterized. The record is from RefSeq and is a predicted model, not a curated record. NCBI's taxonomy places the organism in Eukaryota, Fungi, Basidiomycota, Agaricomycetes, Polyporales, Polyporaceae. The transcript has 6 exons. The coding region runs from base 382 to 789 and encodes 135 amino acids.